AUCGAGGGCAGGCGCAUGCCGAACCGGACGCCACCCGCGCCGCCGCCGCCUGCUGAAGAGUAUGGCGGCCGCUCAUACCGCCGCUGCCACGCGACAAGCGGCGGCGGCGUCAGCGUUAGCGGCGGAGGCGUGUGGCAUCCAGUACUCCGUCCACCACGCGCACCUCGCGGCCCUCCUCAACCCUUCCCCGCGCUCGCCGCCGCUUCCGCUCCCCCUCCGCCGCCGCCACCUCCCGCUCUCGCUACCCGCGGCCUCCCGCCUCGCCGCGUCCUUCCCGCCGCUCCCGCUCCUCGCCUGCCUCCUCCGCGCGGUCCGCCUCCUCCCGUCCCCGCCGCCGCGCCCCUUCGACGCGCUCAUCAGGUCCUACGCCUCCCUCCCCUCCCGUGCCUCCCUCGCCGCCGCGGCGCUCGCGUUCGCCAGGUCGGCCGGGUACGCCCCCUCCGUGCCCACCUACAACGCCGUCCUCCUCGCGCUCUCCGACGCCUCGCUCCCCUCCGCGCGGCGCUUCCUCGGUUCCAUGCUCCGCGACGGCGUGGCGCCCAACGUGUACACAUACAACAUCCUCGUCCGCGCGCUGUGCGGGCGCGGACACCGGGAGGAGGCGCUCAACAUCGUGCGCGACAUGCGUGGAUCGGGGUGCGCGCCCAAUGCUGUGACCUACAACACGCUCGUCGCGGCGUUCUGCAGAGCCGGGGAUGGCGCCACGAGGCUGGUCCGCAUGAUGCGGGAGGACGGCUUGACGCCGAACCUUGUGACCUUCAACUCGGUGGUGAACGGACUUUGCAAAGCUGGGAGGAUGGAUGACGCACGCAAGGUGUUCGAUGAAAUGGUCAGUGAAGGGUUGGCGCCUGAUGGGGUCAGUUACAACACAUUGGUGGCUGGGUAUUGCAAGGAAGGGUGCUUGCAGGAGGCAUUAUCUGUUUUUGCAGAGAUGAUGCAGAAAGGAGUCUCGCCAGAUGUGGUCACAUUUACAUCGCUGAUCCAUGCGAUGUGCAGGGCUGGGAACUUGGAGCGGGCAGUGGAAUUGUUGAGGCAGAUGAGAGAGAGGGGCAUCCGGAUGAACGAGAUCACAUUCACAGCCCUUAUUGACGGGUUCUGCAAGAAGGGAUUCUUGGAUGAUGCAUUGCUUGCACUGAAGGAGAUGAGGGAAUGCGGGAUACAACCUUCGUUGGUGUGUUACAAUGCGCUUAUAAAUGGCUAUUGCAUUGUAGGAAGAAUGGAUGAGGCAAGAGAAUUGGUACGUGAAAUGGAGGCUAAAGGAGUGAAACCUGACGUUGUGACAUACAGUACAAUUCUCAGUGCAUACUGUAAGAGUGGCGAUACAGAUUCAGCAUUCCAAGUGAAUAAAAAAAUGCUUGAAAAGGGUGUGUUUCCAGAUGCAAUCACCUACUCAUCACUCAUAAGGGGUCUUUGUGAGGAGAAAAGACUAAAUGAUGCGAAUGCGCUCUUUGAGAAUAUGGUUAAACUUGGCAUACAACCUGAUGAAUUUACGUAUACAUCACUUAUUGAUGGCCACUGCAAGGAGGGGAAUGUGGAGAAGGCUCUUUCCCUGCAUGAUGAGAUGAUAAAGAUAGGAGUUAUCCCUGAUGUUGUGACGUACAGUGUGCUUAUUAAUGGUCUUAGUAAAUCAGCACGUACUAAGGAAGCGCAACGGUUGCUCUUCAAGUUGUAUCACGAAGAUCCAGUUCCAGCUAAUAUUAAGUAUGAUGCCUUGAUGCAUUGUUGUAGAAAAGCUGAGUUCAAGAGUGUGUUGGCUCUCUUGAAGGGAUUUUGCAUGAAAGGUUUAAUGGAUGAAGCUGAUAAAGUAUAUCAAUUCAUGUUGGACAGAAACUGGAAGCUUGAUGGGUCUGUGUAUGGUGUGCUUAUUCAUGGGCAUUGCAGGGGAGGAAAUGUUAUGAAGGCUCUCAGCUUCCAUAAACAAAUGUUGCAGUAUGGUUUUCCUCAAAAUUCAACAAGCACAAUUUCCUUAAUCAGGGGUCUAUUUGAAAAGGGGAUGAUUUUGGAAGCAGAUAAGGUGACUCAGCAGUUGUUGAAUUGUUGUUCCCUAGCUGAUGCCGAAGCAUCAAAGGCUCUCAUUGACCUCAACAUGAAGGAAGGUAAUGUGGAUGCAGUGGUAGAUAUUCUGCAUGACAUGGCAAGGGAUGGACUGCUUCCAAGUCCAAGAUGAGGGUGAUUCAGGAACCACCCUCUCUUUGUGGAAUACUGGAGAUCUGAUGAUAUUGUCUGGAGCACCUUGCAUCUCAUAACUCACAGAGAAUUAGGAUCAGUGUUCUGUGGUAGGAUACUACUCUGCCAUGAGUCGUGAUGUGCUCCAUAUUGAAGAGCUAAAAGAAGUUAUUUGGCCUCAUGCUGCAUGAUUAAGUGAAGAUGAAGAAUUUCAUGCCCAAAAGGAAAACAAAGUUUAGAACAUCUUGGAAAAUCAAAGCAUGUAUCCACCUAUAUCCUCAAUUAGUCAACUUUGAGAAAAGAAGCCAACUGAAAAAUAAUAGUGGAUUUUAUCUGCCAUUGGGAGCAAAGCCCAUAUGUCACCAAACAGGAGAUUAUUGUUAUUUUCUGAGCGAGAAAUUCAUGGAAAAUGAGGAGCAUGAAGAAAAUGAAACAUCUAUGGCAAUUGAAGUAUACAGGCAGUUAGCACUUAUCAGGUACACUUGUCUAAUUCUCUAGCUGUAGAUAUAACUUGUUUCAGAUUUUUUUUCUCUACUCAAUACCAACUAUUUUGUUUGUACCUGUAGCAACUUGGGUAUUAGGUCUUUUCUUACAUAAGCAGAAACCUUUCACUCCAGCUUUACUCUUCCCAUUUUCUCAGUUGCAUCAAAUUUUAUACUGUCAGAUUUCAGCUAGCCUUCCAUGUUCUCUAUGUUCCUCAGCACAUCCGCCUCUCUGUCUGCUAUUUCCUUGGCCUCCUCUGGGGUGAACGGUGGUGGUAGGGUGCAUGGUUCGAAGCUGGCUACAUGCCUCUCCAUAGAGUCCAUCAUGCAGUCCCGGUGUAGGCCCUGGGCGGGGCACGCAAUGGACUCGGUGCAGAUCUCGACGGCCUUCUCCGGGACGGUGGGCUUGUACUGGAGCAGCCUGGCGUACUCAGUGAGCAGGUGGAGCAUGUAGUCAUAGACGUAGUCCAUGCUCAUCUCCUCCCUCACAAACCGGCUGCCCUGCUCACCGAUGAGCUGCGCCUGUGUCGGGUGCUCGUUGCCCCAGUCAACCGCAAACUUGAUGGACUUGCAGACGUGCUCCCGGUUGAUGGGCCAGUAGUGCUUGCCGGCGAUGAGCCCCCUAGACAGGAUGUCUUGGAAGGGCGUCGUGAUGAACAGCACCGGUGAAUCGCACGCCAGUAUGUACUUCUCGCUCACUGACCAUGCGUUUCCCUCCACGUACACCUUGUACCUGCACCAUUGACAAAUUUCGCUCAUUUGUACCUAGGAACGAAUUUCACCAGAAUUUCGCAGGAAACAAUAAGAUUUGUUAUAAUAAAUUCAGCAAGAGUCAUGCACGUUCA
This is a messenger RNA of Panicum virgatum (switchgrass), 3493 nucleotides long. RefSeq names its product pentatricopeptide repeat-containing protein At5g39710-like. The transcript has 2 exons. The record is from RefSeq and is a predicted model, not a curated record. Gene Ontology annotation, molecular function: protein binding. The coding region runs from base 62 to 2167 and encodes 701 amino acids. Lineage: Eukaryota; Viridiplantae; Streptophyta; Magnoliopsida; Poales; Poaceae.